Molecule: messenger RNA, 1907 nt
Organism: Helianthus annuus (common sunflower)
Lineage: Eukaryota; Viridiplantae; Streptophyta; Magnoliopsida; Asterales; Asteraceae
Product: protein PIN-LIKES 2
Exons: 2
Coding region: 247-1551 (434 amino acids)
Biological process (GO): endoplasmic reticulum to cytosol auxin transport
Cellular component (GO): membrane
Source: RefSeq, a predicted model, not a curated record
GAGUGCAAUCUUGUAGGUUCUACUAGUUGAUAAUAUUAUAUUAUUAAAAGUUAAAAGCAAUAAUAUCGUAAAGAAGAUGAUCUAUAUCCACAUAAUCCAUGUAUCAUGUGAGAAGUAGGAUUUAUAAGAAUCUUACAAGUUACAAAUUCACCCAAACUAUUUCUCGUCUAAUUUGUUAUUUCUGUAAAAUCUUCAAAUCUCGCAGAGAACAAAAAAAUUAGGGUUUCAUCAAAUUAGAAAAAAAAAAUGCAUAGACUGUUGAUUGGGUUACAAACUAGCAUGAACACAAUGCAAGAAGAGAUUAUUAGUGCAGUAGUACCAUUAUUAAAGCUGUUAUCACUCACUGUUAUUGGAUUAAUACUUGCUCACCACAAAACACAAAUAAUCCCCAAAGCCACAUUUAAGUUGUUAAGCAAGUUAGUAUUUGCUCUGUUUUUACCCUGCCUUAUAUUCAUCGAUUUAGGCCGAUCGAUUACGCUGCGUAAUCUUUUUCUCUGGUGGUUUGUUCCUGUGAAUGUGGUAGUUAGUAUGCUGUUAGGGUUCUUGUUGGGUGUUGUGGUUGUGUUGUUGUGUCGGCCGCCACCGCAGUUUAGGAGGUUUACGAUCGUUAUGACCGCGUGUGGGAACACGGGGAAUCUUCCGAUUGCGAUACUGGGCUCGCUUUGUCAUAGUGAGGAUAACCCGUUUGGGCCGAAUUGUCACCAACGAGGUGUUGCGUAUGUGUCGAUCGCGCAGUGGAUAUCGGUUGUUCUUGUGUAUACUCUUGUUUAUCAUAUGAUGGAGCCUCCUGUUGAGUAUUAUGAGAUUGUCGAAGAAGAAAAUGUUGAAAGUUGUGGCGGUGGUGGUGGUGGUGGUUUCGGGCCGUUGGUUGUUGAAGCCGAAUGGCCGCCUGGCGUUGAGGAGACCGAAAUUUCAACGAAACCGUUUAAAGAUUAUUCGCGUAAUGAAAAUGACGAAGAAAUACAAGUGACUGAAAACAGAACGGAACCCAUAAGUUCGAAAAUGGUUAAGAAGGUUAGACUUGUUGCGGAAAAGACUCCGAUCAAGAACAUUUUUCAACCUCCAACAAUAGCGUCUCUGCUAGCUAUAAUCAUCGGCUCGAUCCCUCAUGCGAAGUCUUUUGUUUUCGGACGUGACGCACCGCUCAGUUUCAUAACCGACAGUUUGGAGAUCUUGGGUGGGGCCAUGGUGCCUUCGGUUAUGCUUGUGUUGGGGGGUAUGCUUGCUGAGGGACCGUACGUGUCAAAACUUGGACUCAAAACAACGGUUGGUGUGAUUGUGGCUAGAUUGUUGGUGCUUCCAGUAUUUGGAAUCGGAGUUGUUGGUUUGGCUGAUAAGAUGCAUCUUCUUAUUGCCGAUGACGCGAUGUAUAGAUACGUGCUUUUGUUACAGUAUGCAACCCCGAGUGCGAUUCUUUUGGGAGCUGUUGCGAGAAUGAGAGGUUAUGCUGUUAGUGAAGCCUCUGCGCUUUUGUUUUGGCAACAUGUGUUUGCACUCUUUUCACUUUCGUUUUACAUAUUCGCCUACUCUAAACUGGUAUCGGUUGUAUAAAGCGCGUUUUUGGAUUUUGUAAGAGGCCUUUAAAUCUUGUGAAAGACGGCGAAAAAGAAAGCAUGGUGAUUCAACAUUGGGAACCAUAUAAAUUAAUCAGCAUAUCCGAACUGUUGGAUGAUGGCCAGAGCUACUUAAGCAACAAUCUCGAUGAUGUUUUCAGAGCUUUGUAGAACGCAGUUGAAGAUUCUGGGCUUCGUUCAACUGGUAUUAUUUUUACUACUAUGAUGAUUUUAGACGCUAUGCUUCAUGAUACGAUCCAUUCUUGAAAAUUUGUGGUUUGCAUAUUUUUGUUGAUACGCUGCAUAUAAAUGAUCAUAUUUGUGAGUGAAAAUCGAACAUUACAUUUUUUUUUU